This is a messenger RNA of Stegastes partitus (bicolor damselfish), 765 nucleotides long. It is a transcript of the gene bglap, whose product is annotated as bone gamma-carboxyglutamate (gla) protein. Gene Ontology annotation, molecular function: hydroxyapatite binding; calcium ion binding; structural constituent of bone. Bases 134 to 529 code for a protein of 131 amino acids. The record is from RefSeq and is a predicted model, not a curated record. Gene Ontology annotation, biological process: response to vitamin K; osteoblast differentiation; regulation of cellular response to insulin stimulus. The transcript is spliced from 4 exons. Lineage: Eukaryota; Metazoa; Chordata; Actinopteri; Pomacentridae. Gene Ontology annotation, cellular component: extracellular region.
CUCUGAUUCCCUCUGUGUGCAGCAUGUGCUGCAAAAGGUCAUAUAAAAGUUUAUUUUUGGUAUGUUGGAUUUUUUGCGGAGGUGUGUAUUUCUGCAUCGUGAUAUAUGAUUCCCUGACCAAUCACGUGUCGCGAUGAGGGCAUCUAUAAACCCGCUGCGUCGACAUGUACACAAAGAAAGGGUUCGAGCUGCUCAAGUCUCUGGUCCAACUUCAGACAGCGAAAGAAAAGAAAAGAAAAAGAUGAAGACUCUGGUGGUCCUGGUUCUCUGCUCCCUGGCAGUCAUCUGUGUGGCUUCAGAUGCUGACGCUGGAGCUCAGCCUGCUGAGAACAACCAGGAUGGGCUGUUCGUGGAGCGGGAUCAGGCCUCCGAGGUGGUGAGACAGAAGAGAGCAGCUGGAGAGUUGUCCCUGGCACAGCUGGAGAGCCUGAGAGAAGUGUGCGAGGCCAACCUGGGCUGUGAGAACAUGAUGGACACGUCCGGCAUCAUCGCCGCCUACACCGCCUACUACGGCCCGAUCCCCUACUAGGAGCCCAACGUUGGAUUUCAUCAUCAGAACUGUCUUUUUUUAAAUUCCUCUUGAGCUCAACUUUUCCUGCUGCUAAGCAAACUUGUCAACAGCGGGGCGAGAGUGGAAAAAGGCAGAUCAUUUUGGCAUGUGAUGGCGUUUUCUUCCCUGUAUGGGCCUGCAGAGUGGUUCCUACACAUCUGUCAUUUCCCUCAGCCUGUAGAGUAGAAACUAAAUAAAGAAAUAACAAAACUGUA